AUGGAAAAAGCAUUUAAUGUGUCAAAAAUAUCAUUUGGUACAUCGAUAUUCAAUGGUUGGCAUAAUCCUGUUGAAAAGCAUUGGCCAUUGGAGGCUGUGACGAGAGCUUUGGAUCUUGGUAUCAAUGAAUUCGACACCUCACCGUACUACGGUCGUAGUGAAGAGAUCCUCGGCACAAUCCUAAAUUCCCUUCGUACCAGAUAUCCACGUUCUUCCUAUUACCUUUCCACGAAGGUAGGACGGUAUGGUCCCAAUAAGGAGGAUUUCGAUUAUUCUUCGAAACGAGUUAGGGAGAGUGUGGAAGAAAGUUGCAGGAGGUUGAACACCAAUUACUUUGACGUGGUCUAUUGUCACGAUGUGGAAUUUGUGAGUUUGGAAGAUGUGGUGGGCGAAGGUGGUGCACUGAAGGAAUUGUUUAGACUAAAGCAAGAGGGUAAAAUCAAAUAUGUUGGAAUAAGUGGAUACCCGUUAGAUGUUCUUAUCAGAAUCUCACAAAUCCAAUAUGACCGUGGUCAACCAGUCGACGUAGUUCUCAGUUACUCUCACUAUUGUCUUCACAACACCUGUCUCUCAUCGUGCAUCAAUAUCUUUCACAGUCUUGGUGUAAUUUAUGUGAUGAACGCUUCGCCUUUAAGCAUGGGCUUACUUCGCGAAGCACCUGCUCCUGAUUGGCAUCCGGCUCCACCGGAAUUACGUGAGGCAGCUAGUAAAUGCGCCAUGCUUGCCCAAAAAGAGGGUUUGAAAUUGUCACAUUUAGCAAUCCAGUUUGCGCUCGAAUAUGAGGAGGUGAAAAGCACCAUAAUUGGAUUUUCAAACGCUAAAGAAGUUGAGGAAGGAAUUGAAUGCUUGAGUAGAAUGUCACGACGAAAGAUAAAUGAAAAAGCGGGUGUUAUUGAAGGAGAGGACGAAAAGUACAAGAAAGAACAAAUAGUUAUAAAUAUGAUCAGGAAGUAUAUGAAGUCUUGGGAUAAAUGGAGUUGGAGGAGUCCACCUGAAUGA
Acaulospora morrowiae is the source of this 999-nucleotide messenger RNA. The record is from the annotation of a GenBank genome assembly. NCBI's taxonomy places the organism in Eukaryota, Fungi, Glomeromycota, Glomeromycetes, Diversisporales, Acaulosporaceae.